Metopolophium dirhodum (rose-grain aphid) is the source of this 1618-nucleotide messenger RNA. RefSeq lists its product as uncharacterized. The record is from RefSeq and is a predicted model, not a curated record. Lineage: Eukaryota; Metazoa; Arthropoda; Insecta; Hemiptera; Aphididae. The transcript is spliced from 8 exons. The coding region runs from base 532 to 1527 and encodes 331 amino acids. Gene Ontology annotation, molecular function: DNA binding; RNA polymerase II general transcription initiation factor activity. Gene Ontology annotation, biological process: DNA-templated transcription initiation.
GCAGAACGUGUCGAGUGCAAGGUCUAUCACGGUCGGUUGUCGCCUGUCGACGAAAAAAAUUAAAAUAAUUAUAUAAUAAUAAUAUUAUAUAUUAUAUAUUAUAUAGGUUAUAGUUGCAUGUCGGACGUGCCUUUUAGUGCCUUACUUUAAAUACCUACCUACUCUUCGGAUGGAAUUUUUAUAACGAAGAUUUACUACAGGUUUUUGCAAACGAUCAAGCCACUCACACCCGUUUUUAAAAUUGUACGUAAUAAUAUGACACUUUACAAUGUACCUAUCAAACAUCAAGAACCUACGAAAAAAUUAAUGAUUUAAGAAGGCACCAAUAAAGAACAAAAAUUGUUGAACAUACUUGAUGUUGGUUAUUGAUUUUAAUGGAAAAUUAAAACACAUGUUAGAGAAUUUACAACCUAACAACAUACAAACUUACAACCUAGCAGAUUUGUGUUCUACAGAACAAAUUGUGUGUUGUUAGAUUUAAUAUUAAAGUGAAAUUACCUAUCAUCAAAUUUGAAGAAUAUAAUUGUAACAAUGGAUUUAAGUGAUGACGAAGAAUUUUAUGAUUCUGAUCAGAGUGAUGUGGGCGAACAAAGUUUACACACUAUGCUCAGUAAAACUCUCUACGACAAAGACCAUGAGUAUGAAGAAUAUGGAGAACAAAUUGCUGGCGAAGAAGAAGUAUUAGGUAGUGUGGAAGAGGAAGUACUUGGUAAAGUCACUGGUGAUGUUGUUCAACAAGAAGUUGUCCUAGGUCCAGUGUAUAGUGAGAAUGAGCCAGAUUUAACACUAAAAUUAGAAGAUGCUGAAAAAGUAGUUUUAACACCAGAAGUUAUAGGCGAGUUAGAAAACAAACAUUUUUUUGAUGGACUUGAUGAUGAUAAUUUUGAACCAAUAAAAAAAAAACUAAAAUUAAGCAAUGAAGAUAAUGCAAAUCCUCAUAAAACUAUUAUUAUGCAUAUACCUCGAUUCAUUCGGUGUAACAAAAUUAGUCAAUCUAUUCAAGUUCAAAACAUUGUAUGUGGUGCAAACAUGGGAUGUCCUUUGGACUUGGUAAGAAUUGUCAUGUGGACUAGUAACUCAGAGUAUAAUCCACUGCGAUUUAAUGGACUAAUUAUGCGUCUUCGUACACCUAAUGUCACCAGCCUAUUAUUUCCAUCAGGUAAAAUGAUCAUGCAAGGUGCUAAGGAUGACCGAACAGGAAAUUUAGGAUGUCGAAAAGUAGCAAAAAUUUUAGAACGACUUGGACACAAUGUAAAAUUUUGUGAUUAUACAGUGCAUAAUAUUGUAUGCACAUGGGAUGUUGGUUUCCCAAUAAUGUUGGAAGAAUUAAAUACUGCUCACUCACAAUUUACCAGCUUUGAGCCUGAGGUAUUUCCUGCGUUAAUUUAUCGGAUGGUCAAACCCCGAGCAGUGUUUUUAAUGUUUGUAAAUGGAAAAGUAGUUUUAACAGGUCUUAAAACAAAGUCAGAUAUAAAAGAAUCUGUCUUUUUGAUGCAAGAUGUAUUAAACAAUUUCAAAAAAACUUGAAACAAAAUAUCAAUUUUAAUUUUCAAGUUAGCCUUUUUAUUUUUGAAAUAUACACAUUUAAGUAUUUAAUAUACUUAAGUCUUAAAUACCA